Messenger RNA from Leptopilina boulardi, 2642 nucleotides. Its product is annotated as E3 ubiquitin-protein ligase MARCHF5-like. NCBI's taxonomy places the organism in Eukaryota, Metazoa, Arthropoda, Insecta, Hymenoptera, Figitidae. Gene Ontology annotation, molecular function: zinc ion binding. The record is from RefSeq and is a predicted model, not a curated record. The coding region runs from base 290 to 1459 and encodes 389 amino acids. The transcript is spliced from 7 exons.
GCACCUUAAAAUGUCAAGUGUGUUUUUUAACAGUUUUCUAUGUCUUUGUAUACACAAACACAAAGUAUGAAGUUCACAUAUCUUUUACUCGGUUUACUAUAAAUGACAAAAAAAAUUAUUCUUGUACCAGAUAUCAAAAGUGUCAUCAUCCAAUUUUUCCCUCCUCUGGAAAAGCAGGUAAUUUCACAAGUUCUUGUUUAUUGCACUUCUCGAAGGUUAACGAAGGUGUUUUUUUUUUUUUUUGAUAAAAAUGACAGAUUUAUAAUAAAGUACAUUACAGUGAAAUAAAAUGUCAGGAAGUAGACCUCCUCAUUUUGUUUAUGGUGAGGAUGUUUAUGGAAUAAUUCCAAGAGAAAUGGAUCAUUGGCGAGCUGUUGAAGAUCAUUUAAGAAGACUGAAUGCCACUGUAAGACAAGAUCAAAACAACAGUGAUUCCAAUAAUGAAAAUUCAGAGACACAAGGAGCAGAUAUUUCCUCGGAAGAGGACACAACUCAUUAUACAGGUUCUGAUGCUGCUGACAAUGAAUUAUCAGUCGAUGUAACUGAUGGAGCAUCUUCACCGAAUCAAACUACAGCUGGAAUUCCAACUUUAAGUUCUGAUGAAGACAAGCGAUAUUGUUGGGUUUGUUUUGCAACUGACGAGGAUGAUGCGACUGCAUUGUGGGUGAAACCUUGUCAUUGUCGAGGAACGACAAAAUGGGUUCAUCAGGGAUGCAUACAACGUUGGGUGGACGAAAAACAAAAAGGUCGAGCCAGUACAAGAGUUGUGUGUCCACAAUGUAAUACUGAAUAUAUCAUUGUUUAUCCGAAUAUGGGGCCUUUGGUUGUAAUAUUGGACAAAAUUGAUGGAGUUAUUUUUCGAGUAUGUCCUUUCAUAGCAGCGAGUAUUGUUGUUGGUUCUGUUUAUUGGACAGCUGUUACUUAUGGAGCAAUAACAGUAAUGCAAGUUGUUGGUCACAAGGAUGGUUUUACAAUGUUGGAAAAUGCCGAUCCUUUAGUAUUACUAGUUGGUUUACCUACAAUUCCUAUAAUGCUUGUUUUAGGAAAAAUGUUAAAAUGGGAAGAUCAAGCAUUGAGUUUACUUAGGCGGCACGCUUGCAAAGUUCCAAUUUUAAGGCACUUUUUACCUAGCAGUUAUUCUGACGAAGAUAGAACACAAUCACAAGAAAUUCCACCAAUGAGUGAUCCAGUUUCUGUGACGAGAGUUUUAUGCGGCGCAUUAUUAUUGCCCACAAUUGCAAGUAUUUGUGGCAAAAUAUUCUUCGAGAGUAUAAGCUCAAAUUUUCAAAGAACGUUACUUGGAGGAGUUGCCUUUUUGUCAAUAAAAGGUGCAUUUAAAAUUUAUCAUAAACAACAACGAUAUGUUAGACAAUGUCAAAGACGCAUAAUGGAUUAUACAGACACAAAUGUUGCUAUUUAUCGAAGACAAAGGAACGCUGAAAACCAAACUGAUAAUUAAAGUGUGUGUGUGUAUAUUUGUGUGUGUGUGUGUAAAAAGGUGUAAUUUUUGACGAGAAAAAAAAAAUUGAAACUAUUUUAGAAUUACAUGUUAAUGAAAUAACAUGAUUUGAAUUGAAUCCUAAAAAACACACAUUAAAUAAUGUAUACGUCAUUCUCUUUUAAUUCGACUGUUAAAAGUUACGAAAGAAAAAGCAAAGAGAAAUAUUAUACCGUCACCUGACCUCUCCAACCCUAGUAAAGAAAAAAAAAAAGUGAUAGCGAAGUUCCUGAGAAAUUACUCCAAACUUCUAGGUUUUUAACAUUCCUGUAUAAAAUACACAAGUUAUCAACCUUAUUGCAAUCCUCGCGUGAAAAAAAAAUAUAUAGGAAAAGCAAUUUUACAGACUAAUAUAAUUAUUUUAUAAUAAUUUCUCUACAAUUUUCUUCUUUUUCGCAAAUAUACAAUUGUUAUAGCAAAAAAAAAAAAAAAAAAAACGAAAUGAUUAUGUAAAUGAAAAAAAAUUUUAAAUUAUCUAUUUAUAUAAAUUAAAUUGUUGUGAAAUUAUUGUAAUUAUAAAAACAAUUUAUGAAAAAUUUUAAUUUAUUUUGAAUUAUUUUUAAAUAUUAUGGCUUAUAAAAAGCAAAACAAAAGUUCUAUAAAACAAUAUUUCUAUUAUUUAAAAAUUUAUUAAAAGGCUUUUUCUAUUUUUUUUCCGUUAGGAAAUUUUGCUAUAAAUUAUCGUCUUAUUGAAUUUUGAUGAUUAGAAAUUUACUAAUAAAUUAUGCGUGUAUAAUUUUUUUCCAAUUAAAAAAAAAAAAUAUCUUAGAAAAGAAAAAUUGUUCAAAUUCAUUAAUAAAUAUUUUUUUUUAAGAAACACAAAUCUAAAAAUGAAGAAUUUUAAAUAUAGAAAACUUUUACUUUGUAAGGAAAAAAGUAACAAAAUUUUGAAAAUUGGAUUCAAAUUGUACAUAGUAUUAGUAAUUUAUAUUAGGACAUUUUUAUUUUGAUGAAUACGAUUAAAGAAAUACGGUACAUUUAUUUGUUUUUUUUUUUUUUUUUUGAAGCAAUUAUCAUGCUUUGUAAUUAUUUUUAUUUUUAUUGUAUAAUGCAGUACACACAAUACAAACCUGAAUUUUACGAUUUGUAAUAUAGAGUCUGUUAGUUGUUCUUAAUAAUGUAAUAAUAAUUAAUGUUCAUAAAU